GGCUUCUUGCAAAAUACUCGCUCCCCAUCCUCCCCUACUCCAAACAUCUUGUGCUUCACCUAUCCUUCAAACCCGGCAACAUGCGUGCUUUAUUAUCCCUUUCAAGCACUUUUCUUCUUUUGUGCGGUAUCGCAACUGCUCAAUCCAACGCAAAAAUCUCUCCCAGCAUAACGCUGCCUUCACCCCUGGAAUCACCCGUCAUCGAGUCUACCAGCGCGACACCGACCCCCGUCGUUAGACCAAUCCGGCAACUCCACGAGAAACCAUGUUUGGGUGAUAUUAGCCGACCUUGGAAAAACUACGUUGUAACCUCUUUGGGAUGGAAUCCAGAAUCGCUUAUUCCCGAAGUCAUCACUGCUCACGAAGACAGUAUCCUUGUGGUCGACUCUUGGCAGCUUAAAAGUUGUGCCAGAUUUUUGGUAUUUAUUGACGGGCGGAGAGUCGCAAAAACUGAAAGGUCGAGCUCUUCAAGUCAUAAAGAUUGCGAAGAUUCAGAUAAUUGCACGAAAAAGAGUGACUACUUGGAGGCUUAUAUUACCCUGCCUAAAGGAAAAUACUCGGUUGACAUUAGGGUACCCAAGAAUUCAGUUGCACAACCAGUGCAAGAAGGAAACAACCUGAGCGGUGGAGAGACAGAUUAGGGAGGAGGAAGAGGACGGAACAGUACAUCUAUAUGUAGAGUCUCAAUAGUUGACACAAAAGCAGCAUCAUGUAAAGACUUUUUCAAAUGAGACGGGAUUGUGUUUUACCACC
Molecule: messenger RNA, 753 nt
Organism: Bipolaris sorokiniana ND90Pr
Lineage: Eukaryota; Fungi; Ascomycota; Dothideomycetes; Pleosporales; Pleosporaceae
Exons: 3
Coding region: 81-641 (186 amino acids)
Source: RefSeq, a predicted model, not a curated record